Brassica napus (rape) is the source of this 3611-nucleotide messenger RNA. RefSeq names its product LL-diaminopimelate aminotransferase, chloroplastic. Gene Ontology annotation, cellular component: chloroplast. The record is from RefSeq and is a predicted model, not a curated record. The transcript is spliced from 11 exons. Lineage: Eukaryota; Viridiplantae; Streptophyta; Magnoliopsida; Brassicales; Brassicaceae. The coding region runs from base 86 to 1459 and encodes 457 amino acids. Gene Ontology annotation, molecular function: pyridoxal phosphate binding; L,L-diaminopimelate:2-oxoglutarate transaminase activity.
ACGUUACAUAACCCACAACAACACGUGUUUCUUUUGUCUGCAAAUUUUCUGAGUAACCAUUUUGAGCUCAGGCUCAGCGUGAAAAAUGUCGUCAAUUUCUUCUAUGAUCUCUUCUUCUUCAUCCACUUUCUUAGCCUCUUCGAGUUUUAAUAGCAGAACUCGAAAUGCUUGCUUACCCAUGGCCAAACGGGUCAACACGUGCAAAUGCGUUGCAACCCCUCAAGAUAAGAUCGAGUAUAAGACAAACGUGUCUCGGAAUUCAAACAUGUCAAAACUUCAGGCUGGCUACCUCUUCCCGGAGAUUGCAAGAAGAAGGUCUGCACACUUGCUGAAGUACCCAGAUGCGCAAAUCAUAAGCCUUGGAAUAGGAGACACAACUGAGCCAAUUCCAGAAGUGAUCACUUCUGCAAUGGCAAAUAAAGCGCAUGAGUUGUCCACAGUAGAGGGAUAUAGUGGUUAUGGUGCUGAACAAGGUGCAAAGCCACUGAGAGCUGCGCUUGCCAAAACAUACUACAGUGGCCUUGGCAUAGGUGAAGAUGACAUCUUUGUUUCUGAUGGUGCCAAAUGUGAUAUCUCCCGUCUCCAGGUUAUGUUUGGUUCCAAUGUUACAGUUGCCGUUCAAGAUCCUUCCUAUCCGGCUUAUGUGGACUCCAGUGUUAUUAUGGGUCAGACCGGACAAUUUAACACAGAUGUGCAAAAGUAUGGGAACAUUGAGUACAUGAGAUGCACUCCAGAGAACGGCUUCUUCCCAGACUUAUCCACCGUUAGCAGGACGGACAUAAUCUUCUUCUGUUCCCCAAAUAACCCUACCGGUGCAGCUGCCACGAGGGAUCAGCUGACUCAGUUAGUAGGGUUUGCAAAGAAGAACGGAUCAAUCAUAGUGUAUGAUUCAGCAUACGCAGUGUACAUGUCUGAGGACAAUCCACGCUCCAUUUUCGAAAUCCCUGGAGCAGAAGAGGUUGCUAUGGAGACAGCUUCCUUCAGUAAAUACGCUGGUUUCACUGGAGUUAGACUUGGCUGGACAGUCAUCCCCAAACAGCUGCUCUAUUCAGACGGCUUCCCUGUAGCAAAAGACUUCAAUAGAAUUGUCUGCACUUGUUUCAACGGUGCAUCUAAUCUCUCCCAAGCUGGUGCUCUUGCUUGCCUUACACCACAAGGACUUGAGGCAAUGCACAAGGUGGUUGGGUUCUACAAAGAGAACACAAACAUAAUCAUAGACACAUUCACUUCUCUCGGGUAUGAUGUGUACGGAGGAAAGAAUGCGCCUUACGUUUGGGCUCACUUCCCGAACCAAAGCUCAUGGGAUGUGUUUGCUGAGAUUCUGGAGAAGACUCAUGUGGUUACGACUCCAGGGAGCGGGUUUGGACCUGGAGGUGAAGGGUUUGUUCGUGUUAGCGCCUUUGGUCACAGAGAGAACAUCUUGGAGGCGUGUCGGAGAUUCAAGAAGCUUUACAAAUGAUUAAGAUUCUUGUAAUCAUUCAUCAUCAUUACCCUCUUUAAUGACUUGAACAAGCAUCUAAAUAAUACCGUUUCCUUUGUUUUUUCGUUUUUUGAAUUGCUGACAACUAAGUAACAAAUAUUUCAGUAAGUUACGAAAUAACAAUUCAAUUAAUAAAUAUUUCCACAUAUUGUUUGAAUUAUAGUUAAUAUAUGAAACAAUAUGUAGUUUUUCUUAUCAGGUAGAAGAAAUGUUGCAGGAGUAAACUCUUGGUCGUGUUUAUUCACAGUAAACUCUUUUCUUACUUCUUGGAAUGUUUUGAUGUGUCAAGAACCGUUUAGGUUGAGUUGAUACGGUUAAUAGAGUUUGUUAUGUAUCAAAAAGUAAUCAAAACAUCUUCAAAGGGUUUCAUUAUUGUAUAAAUUACAGAACGUACGGUAUGAGAUUAUGUGGAGGAGAUUAUAUAUGUUCAUUUACAGCAACACAAAAGAAGAAAGUAUGAAGAAUCUCCAUCAGGAGCAACUAAGUUCAAUAGCUCGUUGGAACCUCUUGUCAUACGUAGCAGGAUCACCAAACAGCCAAAGCAUAAACUUGGAACGAGAACUUUCAGAACUUUCUGAUGAGCUUCUUGCCGGAAGAUGACAUCUAACCACCGGCAGAGAAGGUUCUGGUUGUGGCUGCAGAUUAUUGUUUGUUGUUGUUGUUGUUGGUAACUGCUGAAUCAGAGGAGGGGAGAGCAUGAACAUCGCAGCUAAUGGUGCCAUUUGGUGAGUCUAAAGUUAAAGAAAAUAGGAGGUUUUGCGUGCAGAAGAUUGGUUGCAUGUUUCAUGCGUUAAUAUAGAGAAGAGAGGAUAAAGAAUGAAGGGAGUAGGUGUGUGCCGUGCGUUACAUGGCACCCUAGUUGUUUCUUAAGAAAAUUAAAUCCAAAUAUAACCAUUCAUUUCAUGACACGUAGCACAACAUAGUCAACUUGUGCCAAAGCCGUGGCUAUCGAGUGCCAAUGCUACAAUAAGAAAGAAGAACUUGUGCGCCACUCUAUGGUGGUGGUGGACUUGGGACCAUAAAAUAAAGCUAAAAGAUAACCCACUGAAAUAAGAUAAAACAAACUUCCAUCCAUGUCCAAACCAUAUUAAAAAAAAUUGUGUAAGCAGAUUACAAAAUGAUUACUCCUUUUUGUUCCUCCUUUUAUUAAAUGAAGAUCGAGUUAGACUUUUACUUUGUUUCAUGAAUUUUUUUUUUCUCAAACUGUAUGGUCUGAAAAGAAAAGAAAAAUGCCUAAAGAAAACUGAUUUGUGAACAAUUAUUCUGAGAAUUGUAAACGAAUGAAAACUUUGCAAUGAAAAACUCCAAAACAAAAGCAACCACGUUACUUCACCUUUUUUUUUGCUUGCAUCACACACUAGAAUGUUCCACACCAAAGAAUUGAUUCCUAUACUUUGACAGUGGUGGUGUACUUUCAAGAUUAUUCUCAAAGUCUCCAAUAUUAAAGUCUUCUUACCCAAAGUAUACAUUAUUAUUUUGUUAGUACUUUAUUAUGAGACUUAUCUUUCAAGCUGUGUUCGUUGGCAAAUAUAAAUACACGUCGACAUAGCCCCACAUUUACACUCUAAAGAUCGCAAUCCGUGUUCUCUCUCUCUCCCUAGUCUUGUCUCUAUUAUUAUUUUCCUCUGUUUCCAUUUUUUUGAUAAGGUUCAUCAGUUCCUCUAGAGUGAUUUUGAUCAUUUAGCAAAAAUAUGAGCGAACCAAAGUAUGCUUAUCCUUACCCUGCACCGGGAAGUUACCCGCAAGGCCCGCCUCCUCCUGUGGGAGCACCGCCGCAGUAUUAUCCUCCACCACCACCACCUCCACCGCCAAGAAAGAAAGUUGGUUUUCUUGAAGGAUUAUAUUAUAGAUCAGUGUGAGAGAAGUUUGUCUUAAACUUAAAAUUGGUGUGUUAUUGGCUGUGCAGUCUUGCGGCCAUGUGUUGUUGCUGCUUUGUGGAUGAAUGCUGCUGCGACCCGACCAUUAUAUGCUUUGAUUAAACUUUUUAAAAAUAUAUUAAAUCUCUCUCUUUGUAUUUGUUUUUUUUGUUUAUGAUGGAGUUUAUGUAAUAAGUGUUGUAUGAUUAAUUAUCCUCUACUAUACAAGCUGUGUGUUAUUUGGCAAAAUAUAAAUAAACAUCGAUAAAAGCCCA